Molecule: messenger RNA, 237 nt
Organism: Diversispora eburnea
Lineage: Eukaryota; Fungi; Glomeromycota; Glomeromycetes; Diversisporales; Diversisporaceae
Source: the annotation of a GenBank genome assembly
AUGGCACUACCUAGCGCUGACGAACUUGAGCAACUUCCCGAAAUCGAUGUGAUAAAUGAAGAUGUAAUGAAAUCGGAUGAAGGAAAAAUUUCUUGGCGUGAAUGGAUAAUGAAAUAUGAAAAAAAGGUGAACGAUUAUAAUUUCGGAACAUUAUUAAGGAAGAACGCGAGUAGUGAUUACACGGAAGAAAAUACCAUUUUAGUUACACGAAUGCAGCAAGGAAUAAACAAGGAUUAA